AUGGCCGAACCCACCGACACGUCGCGAGACACCACCGCCCCCGUCCGCGAAGACCCCUCGCGCGCGAAUCCGCCUAAGUCCCCGCCGACGCAUUCGCCGCACCCGCUCCAGGCCGCCGCCGUCAUCACGUCCCUUGAAUCCCGCCUCGCAGAAUCGGAAGCCCUGCGCCGCGACUCGGAGACACGCAUCCGCAAAUUGGAGCAGAUGGUGGAACGAUUGAUGAGAGAAUCCACCGCACUUGCUGGGGCGCAGGUCGGGGAGGCUCUGCCGGUGAGACCGGUCCCCCUGGACGUCCCCCCGCACACAUUUUUGGGACGCCCGGGAGCUGCCGCUGACCCCCUUGCUCGUACCCCUGGGGGGGAAUCUCACAGCGGAAUUAGGGACGGCCCUUCCUCGGCGGUGAUUAGCUCUCGUUGGAGAGGGACAUUGCCGGACCGGGAAGGGUUAUGGACCGGAGAUCAUCCGGAAAGGUUGGUGAUUUUCACUGCGUUUGGGGAGUCGUAUCUUUCUCUCUUGUGCGACAUCUCCACCUCCGACCUUUUCGACACGAGCCGAGUGAUCCAGCUUGUGGCGACGCUAUUUUUUCGUACGACAACCCGACAGCGCCGCCAAUCCCCGCUCGAUUGGGCCGUCGAGGCGAUGAGGGACGCGCUUGGAGAAGGGCGCCCUCAUUGUUGGACGUCGCUCAUGAAGGCAGUGGGACGUCGUUGGCCCGACCCCGGGUUCGCCGAUAGAGUGGCUCAAGACUUCCACGGAUGUCGCCAGUCGUCGUCUCGGGCUUACGACCAUGUCGGGGAGUGGCGGGCGCGGUACCGUGCCUUCGUGCACGACAACGAUAGUUUCACCCUGUCGCCGCUUCAGCUCGCCACGACCUUCUACCAAUCGCUCAGUGACUCCUCCAAGCGGGAAGUGCGGGCGGGAAUGUUACGUGAAUACCACGACAACUCGCUGGUGACAAUUGGGCGAUUCGGACUGAAGGUCCCGUCCAUCGACGAGAUUACCGAGUGGGCCGCUAUCGCCGACGACAUUUCUCCUCCGCCUUCGGUUCCGACCCCACCAAGCCGCACCGCGACCUAUGGCGCGAUCGUCAAAGCUCCCCGAGUGAGCCCACCUGCGACCAACACGCCCACCGUCGACGAGAGGUUCCAGAUCCGACGAGCUCGAUGGGUCGACCGCGCUACUAAGUGGCAGCAAUCGCACUUGUGGAAGGACCGCUCCACCUGGUUUUCCCCGGCGCCCAGCGGGGUACCCACCAGCAUGGCUUGCUUCAACUGCGGACGAGGCGGUCAUUUCUCGCAGCACUGCACCGCGGAGCGUCAAUCCCCGGUCGCCGUCCAACUCUCAGCGGUCGCUGUGGCCGACUUGGAUGACGAAGAGUGGUCCUCGGUCGCAGGUGGUGACGAGGAUCCCGAGGUGAGAGUCCCCAUUUCACUCGAGCGUGUUCAGACUCGACCUUUGAGUUCCGUUUCCGCUUCAAUGACGCGCCCUUCUUGCCCUCCCGCAGACCCCGUUGGCCGAAUGAAAGAAGGGGCUUCUUCUUCAGUCGACGUCGAAGUCUCAUCAAGUAAUCCGCAGCCAACCGCGCCGGCAAGUGAUGCAGAUCUACGUCGUCUUGCCGAUGACUCGACCGACUCUGCGUUUGACGCGGUGGAAGACGUCCCCUCUUAUGCUGAUGCCGCGUCGCGAAUGCGGCGAUACUGGGGGCCGGAGGUGGUGUCGUCGCGCAAAGCGGAGAGGACUGCAUCGGUGAGCUCUGUUCGUGUUCCGGUGCCGUUGGGGGUUUCUCUCUUGGAGUCCGACACGCCCCUGAUCGACGUCGACGACUUCGCCCGACCCGCCGUGUCAGGAGCACAGCCUGCACUGCCAUCAAUACUCGAAGGAAGUCUCCCAAGUUUGCGGCCGGAGUCGACAUCAGCUACCGGUUUGUUCGUUGCAAGCAUUGUCGGCGCGAUGGUGUAGUCGUGAGGGCGCGCGGGCGCGCACUCAGUGGUCGAGGGUUCGAUCCGCCCGGAGCGUGAUCUGCCUUUUGGUUUCUUUUCCUUUUUGUUAUCCGAGGCCCGGCUUCGGGGUUUUUACCGGUGCCUUGCAGGCAAUCCUUUUUACCCCUGAAGCGACCUCGUGGUGUAGUUAUUUGAUUCAGUCUUUCCUUCGCUCGGAGCACUUCCCUCCUUUUGCUUUUGCCACCCUUCCCCUAGAGCUUGGUCCACUCAUUAUCAUGACUCGUACCCUCCCUCUUUUUACCCAUUUCGCUGGCAAUUAAGUCCGUUACACUUGAUUUGCUGCGAAGCCUUCCGACCGAAUCCACUCCUCGGUUGCUCUCGGUCGACUGCCGCCGCCCAGCCGACUCGACCUUCCCAUCGGCCUGGUCAGCUAUUUCUUGGAUCGUUUGCCCUUCCUCUUUUGUCCGACCUCGUUGGCCACCAUAGUCCGGUACACUGGACUUGCUGCGAGCCUUGCAGCCGCGUAUCCUCCGCGGUUGCCUCUCGGUCGACUUCCGCCGCCCAGCCGACUCGACCUUCCCACCGGCCUGGUCAGCUAUUUCUUGGAUCGUUUGCCCUCCCUCUUCUGUCCGACCUCGUUGGCUACCAUAGUCCGGUACACUGGACUUGCUGCGAGCCUUGCAGCCGCGUAUCCUCCGCGGUUGCCUCUCGGUCGACUGCCGCCGCCUCGGUCGACACCCCUUUCGCUCCUUCGCGCUUUCGCGCGCUCUCUCGCUCUCUCCCUCGUCUCUCGCGUGUAGUCAUCGUCACCCCCUCCGACGUUGCCUGUCACGCCGAGCCCGCGAUUGUGCGCGCCCGCAAUAUUAUUGCGUGGACGUUGCCGUCUGGGCGAACGCUGCGUUGCCUCGUCGACUCUGGUUCGGAAGUGGACUUGGUGGAUCAGGAUGUCGUGCGAACAGACCCGAGUUUCACGACGUCCCGCCUUACCGCGCCGCUGCACUUGCGCCUCGGCACUCGCGACAAAUCUGACCGCUGCGCCGUGUUUGCCAACGCCCUCUUCACGUCCGGUUCCCUCGACCUCGGCUUGCGGGCGUUUUUCAUUUGCCGUGUGACGGCAUAUGAUGCUAUCCUGGGUUUGCCGUUUCUGAAGGACACCGGCAUGCUGGUAGGCUGGGGCGUCUUCACCGUCGCACGGCCGGGCCCUUCGCAGCCGGUCGCCAAGGGCACUCACGAGUGGGAUCGCGCAGUCACGGUGGCGCCCAUCUGCUCCGGCUCUGCCAUUGGCUACGAUCACCCAGGGUUGCUUCCUGACGACGAGAUCAUUGGCCUCGAGCCGCACAACCCUCUGCUGGAUGUCGUCGACGACCCGGCGCUCGAGGAUUUGUCUGAGUCCGAAGCACGAACACGAUUGGCUGCCUUACUCGAGAAAUACUCUGAUGUGUUCGUAGAUUCGCUCCCAAUGGACCGACUCCCGCCUUAUCGACCCGUCAAUCACGAAAUCCCUUUGAUCGACCCCAACGAGAAGGUCAAGCCGAGGGUCUAUCCCCUUGCCGACAAAUAUCGUAGCCAGUGGGCGGAGCAUUCAGCUAAGUACACUCGCGGUCGCUUCUGGGUUUCUGGUCCGAUCGACUCUGCGGCUCCGGUCUUCGCCAUUCCGAAAAAGAACUCCCAGACCGCUCGCUUUGUGAUCGACCUCCGCGCUCGCAACAGCAACACCGCCAAGCGUUUUUCACCUAUCCCCGACAUGACCAGUGUUCGCUACGAAGUGGCACGUUCGCGCUACCGGUCCAAAUUCGACGUGGCCGCAGCGUUUGAGCAGGUGCGGGUCAUACCCGAGCACGUCGAUCGCACCGGCUUCGCCACGGUCACGGGCACGUACACGUCGCGGGUGAUGCAGUUUGGGGACACCAAUGCGCCCAACACCCUGAACUUGUUGACAUCGGCGAUGUUUCAGCCGUGCCUCUCGUUUGCCAAGAUCUUUUUCGACGAUGUUCACGUCCAUUCCGAUACUCGUCGCGCGCACUUAAGACACAUCGAGAUUUUGCUGAUGACACUGCGACAUUAUCGGUUCUACUUAGGAUCCAACAAAUCCGAGUGGUUCUCAAAGUCGUUAGAUUCCUUGGGCGCGAUCAUCUCCGACGACGGCAUCGAGGUCGACCCGGCCAAGUGGGAGCGUAUCCGACAGUGGCCGACUCCACACAACAAGACCGACGUUCAGCGUUUCCUCGGCACCGUGAAUUGGAUGCGAGAUCACCUGCCCCACCUCUCGAUCACCUUGGAGCCCAUCACCGCAUUAUUAGCGCAAUCGACGUCGUGGCGUUGGAACGAGCGCGAGCAGCAGGCCUUCGACACCGUCAAGUCCCUCGUGCCAGCAACACUGCGACCGAUCGACGGCGCUAAGGUCACCUCCGGCGAGCACAAAAUCUACUUGUUCACCGAUGCCAGUCGUGUUGGCAUUGGCGCUUGCCUGGCCUCGGGCCCCACUCGUUCGCAGGCCAUUCCUACGCGAUUCUUCUCCGCUAAGUUCAAUGGCGCUCAGCUCAAUUAUCACGUCACUGAUAAGGAGUUCUUAGCCGUCGUUUCGGCGUGUCGGGCGUUCGAGCAGCACUUGAUCGGUUACCCCUUCGUCAUCGUCACCGACCACCAAGCCCUUCGCACGAUUAAAACGCAGAAGUUACGCCAAACACCCCGGCACAUCCGCAUGUGUCUCGAACUCAGCCGUUUCGACUUCGAAUUCGAAUUCAUUGCGGGCAAGAACAACUCCCUUGCCGAUUCGUUGUCACGCUUGUGGGAAGUCAAGGAGGGAUCGCCCGAGGAUCAGGUCAAGGAGAAUGAGUUGGAGGAUAUGUUCUUUGAUGGAGAACGCCACGGAUUCACUACACACGGUGAGAGCCUCCCUGAGGAACGUCCUUACACCUCACCAUCUCCCGAUCGGUUGCCUCCUGUUGAUUUUGCCUUCGGGCCCCAACGCGACGAUUGCGAGGCAGGCUCUCCCGGAUACUACGCGCUCAAGGACGAAUCGCAAGACGAGGACGUGAAUGGACGGGAUUUAGGGAAUUUGUUCUUGAAGGAAGAAUGCCACGAGUUCACUACACCUGGUGAGAGCCUCCCUGAGGAACGUCCUUACACCUCACCUUCGCACGAUCGGUUGCCCCCUGUUGAUUGUGCCUUCGGGCCCUGGGAUCACGGCUACGACGCAGGCUCUCCCGGUUCCCAUCGUCUGGCCGAGAACAUUAUGGACGCCGUCGACUCUUCUACCGGCCCCCUUUCUCCUCCCAUCGCCGUCAAUCGAGUUCAUGCUAUCGCCGCGGCCCCCGCCAACGACGCGCCCAUUCCAGUCGAUGCCGACGCCGAUGAACUCGACUUACUGGGAGCCGCCGCCGAUGAGGUCAACGACGCCCCUGUAGUCCAUCGACCGCCCGACCCGCUGCCGCAACCUUUCCUCGACGCCGUCAUCCGAGCCUACGCCCACGAUUCGCAAGCCCAAGUCAUUGUUGACGACCCGCUGUCAUGGCCGAUGUUUCGGGUGACCGAGGAAGGGAGGAUCUUGCGUGUACAUCCAGAUGAGUCUCUUUCCCUGUUUGUGCCUCGCGGUCUCGCUACCGGCGUUGUCGACUCCGACAAGCUCCCAUCGCUGCGCGAGCUCGUGCUUUCGGAGAUCCAUCGGAGCGUCGGGCACGCGGGACAUCGCAUCACCUUGGCCGCCAUACGUCCUUUGUAUUGGUGGUCGUCCAUGUCUGCCGAUUGCGCCAAGUUCUGCCAUUCAUGCGAAGAUUGUGCCCGAGGCAAAGCGUCCACUCAAGUCCCUUAUGGCCGACUGCAUCCGAUGCCGAUCCCUUCUGGCCCAUGGGAACAAGUGGCCAUCGACUUCAUGACGGGACUGCCUCCGGUCGAGUUCGAAGGGAUGAUGGUCGCUCAAAUCAUGGUGGUCACUGACACUUGGGGCAAGAUGGUCCACCUGAUUCCCCUCCCAGCCGACGCCGACUCCGAGCUCGUUGCCGACAGGUACUACGCCACCAUCUUUCGACUGCAUGGGACGCCUUCCGCCAUCGUUUCCGAUCGCGAUCCCAAGUUCACCUCGCAGUUUUGGCGAGCAUUGCAGGCGAAGGUCGGCACCGUCUUGCGGAUGUCAACAGCGGCGCACCCAGAGACCGACGGAUCGAGUGAGAACCGAAUCAAGAUGGUCACCCAAACCCUGCGCAUCAUGGUGUCGUCAAACCACGAGGCUUGGGCAUCUCGUCUUGUUGAAGCUGAGUUCGCUCUUAACUCUUCCGUUGCGGUUUCCACGUCUCUGUCGGCUUUCGAGGCGACUUACGGUUACCUUCCUCGACGCUGGCCCACCGAUUCCUGGUCUGUCUCGGACGUCCCGCGUGCGGAAGCGUUUGCCCGAAUCCGACAGUUACGGAAUCUCGACGUCACGGAUGCGAUCAUUGGUGCACGCCUCGAUCAGACUCACCAGGCCAACAAGCAUCGACGCCCGGAUGAUCCCGCCUUUCGGACCGGCAGUUAUGUCUAUCUUUCGACCAAGAACCUGGCAGUUCCUGAAGGGAUGAAGUCGAAGUUGUUGCCGCGCUACAUUGGUCCUUUCCGUAUCCGAGCGGCCAUUCCAGCGACGUCCAGUUACGACCUCGAGCUUCCCCCAGCAAUGUCGCGAGUGCACAGUCGCUUCCAUGCUCGACUGCUUCGCCCCUAUGUUGAGAACGAUGCUGAGAGGUUCCCUGGGCGUGACCCCGCAGUUCUUUUUGUUGAAGAUGUAGCCGACGCGGCCGACAACUCCGCCAUUCCGGAACGGAUUGUUCGCGAUCGUCGGAACGCUCGGGGCAAUCGUUCGUUCUUGGUUCGAUGGAUUGGCCGUAAGGACAUCGAUGACACUUGGAUGUCAGAGCAGUCCCUCCGCUUCGACCAUCCAUCCUUACUCGACGCCUACCUGGCACAACUCGAUCGCUCAAAUCGCCGCCUGUCCUCCCGGUAG
Molecule: messenger RNA, 6912 nt
Organism: Microbotryum saponariae
Lineage: Eukaryota; Fungi; Basidiomycota; Microbotryomycetes; Microbotryales; Microbotryaceae
Source: the annotation of a GenBank genome assembly